Messenger RNA from Sceloporus undulatus (fence lizard), 1012 nucleotides. It is a transcript of the gene TMEM50A, whose product is annotated as transmembrane protein 50A. The coding region runs from base 268 to 750 and encodes 160 amino acids. The transcript has 7 exons. Gene Ontology annotation, biological process: protein targeting to vacuole; late endosome to vacuole transport via multivesicular body sorting pathway. Lineage: Eukaryota; Metazoa; Chordata; Lepidosauria; Squamata; Phrynosomatidae. The record is from RefSeq and is a predicted model, not a curated record.
CGACGCAAGCGGUCAAAACAAUAACACCGCUGUAGCUCGAAAGGCUGUUACCCAGCAUCCCCUGCGAGAGAGCGAUCCUAACCCCGCCGCGCUUGCGCACAAGGGUGCCUUCGGUUUCUGCCGCUGGGGCCUUCCCAUCAUCCGGGUCCUGAAGCCGACCUCUUUCCUUUUGUUUACUCUGAGGAGGCGGAGUCGGCUUCUGGUCUCGGAGCCGGUCGCCUGAAGGGAGCCCCGGAGCAGCAGGAGGGUUUCUUAAAGCGCUGAGACAUGUCUGGGUUCCUUGAGAGCAUGAGGUGCUCCGAAUGCGUCGACUGGGGAGAAAAACGAAACACGAUCGCUUCUAUUGCCGCUGGGGUCCUGUUUUUUACAGGUUGGUGGAUUAUCAUAGAUGCAGCUGUUAAAUAUCCAGAUUCAAAACAGUUCAACCAUUCAUAUCAUGCAUGUGGAGUCAUAGCUACGGUUGCAUUUCUAAUGAUCAAUGCAGUCUCAAAUGGACAAGUGCGUGGGGACAGUUAUAGUGAGGGCUGCCUUGGACAAACAGGUGCUCGCAUCUGGCUGUUCAUCGGCUUCAUGUUGGCUUUUGGAUCUCUGAUUGCUUCCAUGUGGGUCCUCUUUGGAGGCUAUGUUAUUAACGACAAACCAGAUAAACCAGCUGUAUACCCAGGAAUAGCAGUGUUUUUCCAAAAUGCUUUUAUCUUUUUUGGAGGUUUGGUCUUCAAGUUUGGUCGCACAGAAGAUUUGUGGCAAUAAGUGACAGAGUCUGCCCUACUAUUUUAAAUUACACACUUCCAUUUUGUAACACUUACCCUCUGAUAUCACUGAAAAUGAGAACUGUCUACACUUUUAAAUCAUGAAACACAUUUCCAUUUUUUUUAUUCUGUUCUCUACAUGUAGCUUCUGACAUUAAACAUUUCAUUGUAUGAUAGAUGUAAAACUGAGAAGUAAAAGAGGGCCUUAAGUCCUCUUGCUGAAUGUGUUUGUUAUAAUGAAUAUUAAACUAUAUAAACAUUUA